Molecule: messenger RNA, 3405 nt
Organism: Trematomus bernacchii (emerald rockcod)
Lineage: Eukaryota; Metazoa; Chordata; Actinopteri; Perciformes; Nototheniidae
Gene: gabbr1b
Product: gamma-aminobutyric acid (GABA) B receptor, 1b
Exons: 18
Coding region: 753-3347 (864 amino acids)
Biological process (GO): gamma-aminobutyric acid signaling pathway; G protein-coupled receptor signaling pathway
Cellular component (GO): G protein-coupled receptor heterodimeric complex; membrane
Molecular function (GO): G protein-coupled GABA receptor activity
Source: RefSeq, a predicted model, not a curated record
CACAGAGCUGAAGCUGAGCACAGCUCCCGUCACAUUCUCUCUUCUCCUCCUGAGAGGCUCGCUGCGUUCCAGCGCUGUGGCGGCUUGUCCAUCCCAGAAUGACCUUGCUGUGAGAUUGAGCGCGCUCCCAUCACACUGCAUUGGAUUAUUGGAAAUGUGUCUCUGUUGUGCGCUGUUCCUAUAGAGCAUGUGCUGUAAUGAGCAUUUGGACAGGAGUGCUGUGAGUAUGUAGGCGGAUUACUGAGGACGCGCAGAUACAUGACGAGACGAUCCGGACAGAACAAAGCUCGGUGCAGAUUUGUUCAUGAGGAGGAAGAGGGACCAUCUUUUAUCUGUGCUCAACACCUAGGAGCCCAUACCUGUUUAGCAGUUUUAGCAGAAGGAGAUAAAGCCCGGUUUGAUCUGGACUUUCCGUUUGAUAUUUAAGUUUGGUUUGCAAACAGCAACUCCAGCCUCCUGUGUCUCCGUUCACACUCAGUUGCAUGAGGAUCAUUUUGGAUUUGCAUGGUAGAGAAAUACAAAUCAUUUCCCUAAGGCUUCUUUAGUUGGAGAAGAGUUCACAGCAGUUUGAUGCAUUUGUUUGUCAGCUCUUAAGAAACAGUACAAUUCCGCUGAUGCCCUUCAUGUAAUUCAUUUUUCUGAAUGUGCUUCCAUCUGUGAGGAUCUAGUCGCUCAUGGGAAUAGAUUCCUCCUGACCCACGCACACUUCCACCACAGUAUUAAAGUACGGUACUGGAGAAAUAAACAGAGCUAUGGCUGGGCUCCUCCGAAGGACCCUUCCCCGCUUCUCUCUGACCCUCACCCUCACUGUCCUCCUCUCCUGCUCCUGCCCGGUUCUAGGCAAGAAGAAGCUCUACAUCGGAGCCCUGUUCCCCAUGAGCGGAGGCUGGCCGGGGGGACAAGCCUGCCUCCCCGCCGCUCAGAUGGCUCUGGACCUGGUGAACAGCAGGACCGACAUACUGCCCGACUACGAGCUGGAGCUGAUACACUACGACAGCAUGUGUGAUCCAGGUGAGGCCACCAAGCUGCUCUAUGACCUUCUCUACACGGAGCCCAUUAAAAUCGUGCUGAUGCCAGGCUGCAGCUCUGUGUCCACGCUGGUGGCUGAAGCUGCCCGCAUGUGGAACCUCAUAGUGUUGUCGUACGGCUCCAGCUCUCCGGCUCUGUCUAACCGACAGCGUUUCCCCACCUUCUUCCGCACCCACCCGUCUGCCACGCUGCACAACCCCACCCGGGUGCAGCUCUUCCAGAAGUGGAAAUGGACCAAGAUCGCCACCAUUCAGCAAACCACAGAAGUCUUUACAUCAACUCUGGACGACCUGGAGGAGAGGGUGAAGGAGGCCGGGAUAGAAAUCAGCGUUCGUCAGAGCUUCCUCUCCGAUCCUGCUGUGGCUGUCAAAAACCUCAAGCGCCAAGAUGCCAGGAUUAUUGUCGGCCUGUUCUAUGAGACGGAGGCCAGGAAAGUCUUCUGUGAGGUGUACAAGGAGAAGUUGUAUGGGAAGAAGUACGUGUGGUUCCUCAUCGGCUGGUACGCAGACAACUGGUUUAAGAUCAAGGACCCGUCCAUCAACUGCACCGUGGAGCAGAUGACGGAGGCUGUGGAGGGUCAUGUGACCACGGAGAUCGUCAUGCUCAACCCGGAGACGGUGCGCGGAGCCUCUAACCUGACCUCUCAGGAGUUUAUAGCCCAGCUGAUGUCCAAACUGGGGGGUAAAAACCCAGAGGAGACAGGGGGCUUCCAGGAGGCCCCCCUGGCCUACGAUGCUGUGUGGGCAUUAGCUCUGGCCCUCAACAAGACCGUGGGACCCCUGAAGGCCAAGGGUCACCGACUGGAAGACUUCAACUACAACAACCGAGACAUCACGGCUGAGAUCUACAGAGCCAUGAACACCAGCUCCUUCGAAGGAGUGUCAGGUCAUGUUGUAUUUGACGCUCAGGGGUCUCGAAUGGCCUGGACUCUGAUUGAACAGCUUCAAGGAGGGAGCUAUAAGAAGAUUGGAUACUACGACAGCACCAAAGGCAAUCUGUCGUGGUAUGGGAAUGACAAGUGGAUAGGCCCCGGCCCCCCUGCAGACCAGACGGUGGUCAUCGAGGAGUUCCGCUACCUGUCCCAGAACAUCUUCGUGUCUGUAUCCGUCUUCGCUGGGUUGGGAAUCCUGCUGGGAAUCGUCUGCCUCACCUUCAACAUCUACAACAGCAAUGUCAGGUACAUCCAGAACUCCCAGCCCUACCUGAACAACAUGACUGCAGUGGGCUGUAUGAUGGCUCUGGCCGCGGUCUUCCCUCUGGGCCUGGACGGCCUGCACGUCAGCGCGAGACACUUCCCCGCCGUCUGCCAGUUCCGCCUCUGGCUGCUGGGUCUGGGUUUCAGCCUGGCUUAUGGCAGCAUGUUCACCAAGAUCUGGUGGGUCCACACCGUCUUCACCAAGAAGGAAGAGAAGAAGGACAAGAGGAAGCACCUGGAGCCGUGGAAACUCUACGCCACGGUCGGCGUCCUGCUGGCCAUCGACAUCCUGCUGCUCAUGCUUUGGCAGAUUGUUGAUCCUCUACAUAUCACAGUGGAGAAAUUCACCAGAGAAGCCCCCAAAGGAGACCUGGACGUCCUGAUCCAGCCUCUCCUGGAGCACUGCAGCUCUGAGAAGAUGAACACCUGGCUGGGUGUGGUGUACGGAUACAAAGGCCUGCUGCUGCUGCUCGGCAUCUUCCUGGCCUAUGAGACCAAGUCCAUCUCCACGGAGAAGAUCAACGACCACCGGGCGGUGGGCAUGGCCAUCUACAAUGUUGCUGUGCUGUGUAUGAUCACAGCUCCAGUCACCAUGAUCCUGUCCUCUCAGCAGGACGCCUCCUUCGCCUUCGCCUCCUUGGCCAUCGUGUUCUCGGUCUACAUCACCCUGGUGGUCCUGUUUGUCCCCAAGAUGCGGCGUCUGAUCACGCGGGGGGAGUGGCAGUCAGACGGUCAGGAGACCAUUAAGACCGGCUCGUCCACCAACAACAACGACGAGGAGAAGUCCAGACAGCUGGAGAGAGAGAACAAGGAGCUCCAGAAGAUCAUCCAGGAGAAAGAAGAGCGUGUCUCUGAGCUGAGGAACCAGCUGACUGAGCGACAGGCCCUGCGCUCCAGGAGAAGAGCUUCCUCUGUCACCAACCAGAACCACAGCUCUCCGGCCCUCGCCAUUCACCAGAGCGACCCAAGGUCCUUAGCCCCUCCUCCAGGGUACCCCGUCCCCAUCUCUGACCUCCAUCCCAUCCCUUCGUCCUUCGGAAACUCGUCCAGCCUCUACCAGCCAGACAGCAAAAUCAGCCGAAAUAACUGCCACGCCAGCCGGCUGCAGCUGCUGUACAAGUGAGGGGGGGGGGGGGGGACAUUGGAGGGAUGAGGACAGUAAGGACAUUCAUAGUUACAUG